UUGAGUGAUUUCACUCCAGAAACAGAACAAGAAGCAGCAGAAGCAGACGCAUUAAAAGAAGAAGAAGCAAAUUCAGAAGAAGAAGAAGAAGCAGAAGAAGAAGCAAAAUUAGAAGAAGAAGAAAAGAAGCAGAAACAGAAAAGGAAGAAGGAUCAGAAGAAAAAGCAAAAUAAUAAGAACAAGCAGAUGCAGAAGCAAAAGCAGAAGAAGAAACAAAAGAAGAAGAAGAAGCAGAAACAGAAACAGAAGAAGAAUCCUCAAGACCUGUCCACUUUCCGGUCAGUUUACUGUCCUGUGUUGCCACCUCCUGUUUACUUUGCUCCUCUCCCGCCUCCUCCCCUCAAUUUCGAUUGGCCAAUCCAACUGAGACCUCCUUUCCGGGUCUCCAUAGUCUUCUCACAGACUAGUUUACGAUCGUUCCGGUUGAGUGAUUUCACCUCAUUCCACUGCACGCAGACCAUCAUAAGCCUCGACGCCACAACCGCCGACAUUACAACCAGCAACGACAACAUCAGAAGAGUUGUCCUCGCCAGCUCCGACGUCAGGAGCGGUUCAGGCGAGAAAUGUGCCCCACCAAUGACGUGA
This is a messenger RNA of Protopolystoma xenopodis, 585 nucleotides long. The record is from the annotation of a GenBank genome assembly. NCBI's taxonomy places the organism in Eukaryota, Metazoa, Platyhelminthes, Monogenea, Polystomatidea, Polystomatidae.